AUGGCUGCUGCCUUGACACAAGAUGAGAACCUGAAGCGUCCAGAGGAGGCUGGCAAUCAGCAUCAGCAGGACGGCAGUCCCAGUACGUCUCUCAAGAAAGGAAUCACUGCUUUAAGCACCUCGAAGCUUGCGAACCAGAGCAUGCCCAAGAAGUUAAAGGUCUUCCACGAACCCAUUGCCAUACGCGAUUCCCAUCCAGUGAGCAAGCUAUUGGCAAGGCUGCCUGAGAAGCAAUCAGGAACGAUGCCGCGCAAUGAGAAUAUGAAAUCGGAUGACGAGUCUCUCUCUGUUCCCGUGCUUGAUCACGGAUCAGCUUCUAGCUCGCUUCCUAUUACUCCCACCACAGAGGGAUUCACUACAAUUCCGCCAACCGCAAGAUCUGCGUCUGCAACUCCGAACGAAGGCCACCCAACUACAGAGGAGGUCCUUCGCUUGAAGCUUGAGCUUGCUCAGGCUCAGAACAAGAUUACUCGCCUUGACCAGGAGCUGGCUCAGACUCGCGAUAUUCAGUUCGGCAGCCGCCGUCCAACACCGACUACAUCCCCUGAGCAGAAUAUUUCCCUAGUCCCUAAUGUUGAACAGAUCACUGCCAGAGCUCCAGGUGCCCCCGUCACCAAUGUACAACCCAGGGCUGCGUUCCCUCGGGACAACUUUUGGCACGCACCUGUUCCUGAUGACUGUCGCUCCGAGACUAGCGAUGCUCUAUCUGCAACAGGGUUCAACCGCAGCCGCGCAAUUUGGAACAGUGGCAAACCAAGCUUCCAGAACGCCUUUGUCCCAAAUUCCAAUGUUGUUCCUGAUGCUCCCCAGCCAGUUCCGUGGGGAGGGCUGCGUAAUCCGGACUUCAUGGACCACAAUCCUCACUUUCCCCCGCCAGUCGUCGACGGUUUUCGUAGCGAUCGUGUCAGCCCCGAGCAGGACUUCAUGAUGCGUCCCUCCAGUGCUCGCCGAGGAAAUCGCUACGAUCACCGGUUUGGACAACCUCAGCCCUUUGCAGGGCACAAGCACUGGCCUCUCUCCACAUGCGAGAGAGUUUACUUCUACAGGGUCAUCUUCUUGGAAGAACGAUCUGACCGCAUCGACUUUUAUAAGGCAAUCGCUACAGAGGGCCAGACAUAUCUCCCCACGACCGAGCCACUUAAUUAUCGUCGUCUGUUAGAUCGAAAUGUCAACUGUAAUUGGAAGUAUAUCGUCGACAAGAUUGUGUGUAAUAACGAUCAACAAGCUUCUAUCUUCCUGCAGCAGAAGCUUAAAGUUGGUACCCCUGAACAGAAGUACGAGAUCGUUGAAGCAAUUGUCGCACAGGCAUAUCCUCUCAUGGUCAACCGAUUCGGAAAUUUCCUAGUUCAGCGCUGCUUCGAGCAUGGCACUCCUGAGCAGGUGAUCAAGAUUGCUGAGGCUAUUCGCGGAAACACUCUGAGUCUCUCAAUGGACUCGUUCGGAUGCCAUGUAGUCCAGAAGGCAUUUGACUCUGUUCCUGAGGACUACAAGGCUAUCAUGGUCCACGAACUCCUUCGACGGAUUCCCGAGACCGUCAUCCAUCGUUACGCAUGCCAUGUAUGGCAGAAGCUUUUCGAGCUUCGAUGGACUAAGACUCCACCGCAGAUCAUGAAGUUUGUGAAUGAAGCCUUGCGUGGCAUGUGGCAUGAGGUUGCCUUGGGCGAGACGGGAAGUCUUGUGGUGCAAAACAUCUUCGAGAAUUGUCUAGAAGAGGAUAAGCGCCCGUGCAUUGAGGAAGUCCUUGCCAACAUCGAUAUUGUGGCCCAUGGCCAGUUCGGCAAUUGGUGCAUCCAGCACAUCUGUGAGCAUGGGGCUCCGGCAGAUCGCAGCCGUGCGAUCGAUCACGUUGUUCGUUAUGCUGCCGAGUAUUCUAUGGACCAGUUUGCCUCUAAGGUGGUUGAGAAAUGCUUGAAGAUUGGUGGACCGGAGUUUCUCGGCCGAUACCUUGACCGUGUCUGUGAGGGUCGUGUGGAUCGUCCACGCAUCCCCCUCAUCGAUAUUGCCAGCGACCAGUAUGGUAAUUAUCUUAUCCAGCACAUCCUGAUGAAUGCCAACCCCCAACACAAAGAGAUCGUGGCUGCUCAUAUUCGCAAGCACAUGGUCUCCCUUCGUGGUUCGAAGUUCGGGUCACGAGUCGGCAUGCUUUGUACCAAUCCAGCAGUGGCAACCCGUCCAGGUCCCGGUCUAGGACCGGUGAUGGGCAAUCGCAUGGCUCCCGGUCCUAGAUAUGGUGGUGCUUAUCGUUAA
This is a messenger RNA of Phaeoacremonium minimum UCRPA7, 2247 nucleotides long. RefSeq names its product putative pumilio-family rna binding repeat protein. The record is from RefSeq and is a predicted model, not a curated record. Lineage: Eukaryota; Fungi; Ascomycota; Sordariomycetes; Togniniales; Togniniaceae. The coding region runs from base 1 to 2247 and encodes 748 amino acids. Gene Ontology annotation, cellular component: cytoplasm. Gene Ontology annotation, molecular function: mRNA 3'-UTR binding. The transcript is spliced from 6 exons. Gene Ontology annotation, biological process: post-transcriptional regulation of gene expression.